This is a messenger RNA of Parnassius apollo (apollo), 2820 nucleotides long. The record is from the annotation of a GenBank genome assembly. Lineage: Eukaryota; Metazoa; Arthropoda; Insecta; Lepidoptera; Papilionidae.
AUGUCUUUUGUGAUUGGUGCGCAAUUCGAGAUGGCUUUCCAAAAGUAUUGGAGAAGAAUGGACGGAUAUAGGCGUGCACACUCUAUUCCCGAGGGUGCCGAAAGGCAAUAUAUUGCUGAAACAAUUGCUCCAAGAGAGAUACCCGAGGGUGGUUUAAUAUGUUUUGCUUGUUGGGUACAUACUCGGCGUACAAUACAACAACAAGGAAUCAUAGCAGCUCCUGCUGUUAUGAAUAUGAAUGCAUGUGUAUGGUGCCGACGGUCUCUUGCCCAAACACGCAGCCACUCCAUACCUGAAGGACCUGAACGGACCAUAAUAACACAAACGAUAUAUCCAAGAGAGAUUCCACCAGGAGGACUGGUUUGCUAUGCUUGUUGGGUAGCAGCACGUAGAAAUGUGGAGCAUGCUACAAGGGUUGAGGAUAACCGGCAAGGCCCAUCUAAUCUUCACCAAGACUCUAUGUGUGCAUGGUGUAGAAUGUCGCUACACCGAAGGCGAACACAUGUGGCUAGUGGUCCUGUGAGAGAUGAAGUUGCAGCAAGAAUUUACCCCAAUGAGUUACCAGAACAUGCGCUACUUUGUUCCAACUGCUGGACACGUGCACACGAAAAUAUAGAAAUGGAGCAAGAAGUUGUGCAAUUUGAUAUCCAGCCACCAAGUGCAUCAAUAACACUUGAUGGUUUUACACACACAACACAGACAAGUACUCAUUGUUUUGUGCCGGCCUGUAACAAUGUAGAACGAAAUAGAGUGCCGGAAUACUUAAGAAGAAUUAUAUUAAAAUCGGAAAAAAUAUUUGUGACAGAAAAUGCAAGAGUAUGUAAUGAACAUAAAUGUUUAUACAACUGGGAGUUUCUGGACCAGCAUCAGUUCUCAAAUACAUUUACAAAAAAUGAAAUAGAGUCAAUGCUGAAGCUGAGUAUCCAGGACAAUGAAAUAAAUCAACUAGAUUUUAAUAAUAUGAGUAGUAUUGAUGAGGGACUCUUUAAGUUCUGGACUGGAAUUACAAAAGACAAUUUUAUAAAUAUUUUAAAUGUAAUAAGCCCAGCAUUGACUUGCAAAAACCAAAAAAUUGCUUUGGGAAUCUAUUUGGUGAAAGCUCGUACAGGGGACUCCCAUGAAAGGAUUGCCUCUCUGUUUCAUCUGACCAAGUCCUCAAUAACACGAUUGCUUAGAGUAGCUAAAGAGGCAUUGCUAAGGUUAUUUGUGCCUCUCCACUUAGGAAUCAAUCAUACAAGAAAUGAUUUAAUAAAUAGGAAUUUAUUAAUACCCGAGGAUGAGAACGGUAGUCCAGACACCGCUUUCAAUAUGGCGUCGAUAAACUCAAAUGGCGAUUUGAAAAGUCUAGGUGAUCCUCCAGACAAGACGGUCGCAGAAGCUGAUGCUGAGAAGCAACCACUGUCAGGAGUAAGUAAUUUCAUUCUCAGUAGUUAUUGUAUAUUUAUAUUUACGACUUGCUGUUUUCUGCGAGGUGAUUUGAAAAGUCUAGGUGAUCCUCCAGACAAGACGGUCGCAGAAGCUGAUGCUGAGAAGCAACCACUGUCAGGAAAAAAAGAGGAAAGAUGGUGGAACACGUUGAUGCAAGUGGCCGUCCCAUUUUUCAUAGCUGGCUGCGGCACAAUAGGAGCUGGUUUAGUUCUUGGAAGCGUAAGGAACUGGGAGGUGUUCAUGAACGUGUCUGCAAUAUUCGUGCUGGUGCCGUCCUUGUCUGGUUUAAAGGGUAACCUGGACAUGUGCCUUGCGUCACGGCUAUCAACGCAAGCUAAUCUUGGCAAUAUGAAAACGCCGCGGGAGUUCAUAUCCAUGGUCGUUGGAAAUAUAUCACUAGUACAGGUGCAAGCUAUAGUGGCCGCGACGGUUGUAUCGAUGUUUGCAAUAACGGUGAACGCCAUCACAGACAGGGCGUUCAACGGAAGCUACGUGCUGCUCCUAAUUGCCUCCGCAGUCUUCACCGCCACUACUACUUGCUUCGUAUUAGAUUUCGUGAUGGUGCUAGUGAUAUUUGGAUCGCAGAAGUUCAAAGUGAAUCCGGAUAACGUGGCGACACCGCUAGCAGCGUCCAUCGGAGAUAUUGUCAGCAACUCCGUACUUGCCGUUACGGCGCAGUAUAUGUACGAACAGAUAAAGAUAUCACUCUGGCAGCCCAUAGCGCUUAUGUGCGUCUAUUACAGCCUACUUCCGGUCUGGGUUUUCAUCGUGUGGAGGAACAAGUACACGAAGAAGGUGCUCACCACUGGCUGGACUCCAGUUAUAUCCGCGCUGUUCAUUAGCGGUAUCGGUGGAAUAGUCCUCGAUCAGGCUGUGGAACAUUAUCCAGGGUACGAAGUGUUCCAGCCGAUUGUAAAUGGUAUUGGCGGAAAUCUCGUUUGCGUCCAAUCAUCGCGUCUUGCCACAAAGCUUCACCAAACGGCCAUUCUUGGAAUUUUGCCCGAGAACACGAGGAUAGUGGAAUGGCCUUGGAGGACACUGUUCUUUGGAACUGCCGCGGCAAAAGUGGCACGAAUGUUGCUCGUGCUUGGAAUGUGUGGACAGGUCAUAUUCAUGAUCGUCGCCGACUUCAUGUACCAGGGCUUCGUCAGUCUCCAGUUUGCUUUUGGACUCACAUACGUUAUCUGUUCUAUGCUACAGGUCAUGAUGCUCCUGUAUUUAGCUUAUAUGAUGAUCCAUUUCAUGUGGAAGAGGAAGAAGGAUCCAGACAACGCGGCCAUUCCAUAUUUGACGGCGUUAGGGGAUCUAUUAGGCUCAGUGUUCCUAGGUCUUGCCUUUGUAAUACUCUCUAUGUUUGGAAUGCAAUACGGUAACAAUGUAUCCGGUACUUAA